This is a messenger RNA of Trichogramma pretiosum, 2476 nucleotides long. Its product is annotated as ankyrin-1-like. Bases 285 to 2255 code for a protein of 656 amino acids. The transcript has 2 exons. Lineage: Eukaryota; Metazoa; Arthropoda; Insecta; Hymenoptera; Trichogrammatidae. Gene Ontology annotation, molecular function: protein binding. The record is from RefSeq and is a predicted model, not a curated record.
CUUCGGUUCUUUGCACUGACAGCGGAUCGCGGUAUACAUUUCAUACAGUCAGUACACAUCGGGUAGCGUUGCGUAGGGUCCCAACAUCUGUUGAUCGACUGCUAGAGAAAGAUCGCGCGGUAUAGACUGCAGCCACGAGUAAUUUUCGGUGGACUCCGAAAAAUACAUUGCAUCAUAUAAGGGACUUUGUUUGUGUUCGAGUACGUCGAGUGACAUACGGAUCGACGAUUUCACUCGUCUCUUCUGCUGGAAUCGGGUAAACAUCAAGCCUAGUGAAAUCAGCCAUGCCUCGAAGGAAAAAUCUCUACAUGGAUCCCUACCCAUCCCUUUUAAGUUCAAUGAAAGAAGCCGAUUACGAUGAAAGGUUGGAAAUACUGAAGCGCUUCAGGCUCGAUCACAUCAAAGAGGAUCGAUGCGAAAUCAUCGCUCGAUUCCCCGGCUUGUACAAGCAAUUGCAGGGGCCGGUUCCGAAACUCCCGGCCAUUUUCGAUAACAGAGAGCUCGAUCAGCUUCUGUUCGAAGCGACGGAUACCUUUGCCGGCUAUUCGGUCACUCAUACGGCGCUGCAGUUCGUCUCGCUGGUGGUCCAGUCCGGCUACAGGUACGAGCCCGAGCACGACGACGAGGGCAGACCCCGCGCCGAGCACGCCACGCCGCUUCAUCUGGUGGUCCUGCACUCUCCAUCGCACUUCAAACCGGGCUGGUUCGAGUUGAGCGAUGACCUCUUCCGGAUCUACGAGAGACACGAGGUGAAUUAUCGGGACGAGCACGGACUGACGCUUCUGCACGUGGCCAGCCACUUCGGCUACGACCGCCGAGUGCGCAGGUACCUCGAGCUCGGGGCCGAUCCCAAUUGCCGCGAAGGCAAGACAGGCAACGCUCCCCUGCACGCGGCUCUGGCCAACGGCCUGAAGAGCACCGUGAAGCUGCUGCUUAAUUACGGGGCCGAUCCCAGCAUGGCCAACGCCCAGGGCGCGACGCCGCUGCACGUGGCUCUGGCCAACAGCCAGAAGAGCAACGUGAAGCUGCUGCUGGAGAACGGGGCCGAUCCCAGCAUGGCCAACGCCGAGGGCGCGACGCCGCUGCACGUGCUGGGCUUAAUACACAAUCGCGCCAAUCUGGCGGAGAUGCUGAACAAGCUCGGCAAGCACGGCCCGGUGCACGUGGACGCCCAGGACAACGAGGGCAACAGCCCGUUGCACCUGGCCGUGGGCAGCGACAACCAAAACAUGAUGGUCUACCUGCUGAAGCGAGGCGCCAAUCCGAAUUUGGUUAACAAUCGGCGACUGACUCCGCUGCACUUGGUUUGUCGAAGGCACAACGGCAGCACUCUCAAGUUGUUUUUCAAAACGAUCGACGAGCUGCGGCAAGAGUCAGCACCGCAGAAGGGCAAACGUUCGGCUAGCAGGCGUCGUCGCGUCGACGUCGUCGUGUACCAGGAGAUGAACGUCAACGUCCGAGACGAGUCGGGCCGGACACCGCUGCAGCUGGCCGUGGCCAAUUGCAGGCCCCAAGCGGUCGAUCUGCUGCUGGAGCACGGCGCCGACCUGGCCGAUUUCGCGUUCCCAACCUCGGACUACUUCGGUGCGUCGUUCGAGCCAGACAGGACCCUGAGGAUGGCCUCGGGCGCGCUGGCCUCCUGCGAGUGCCUCGAGAAGGCGGGCUACACGCUCACGCGCGACGACGCCGUGACCAUCAUGAAGUUCUUCGACGGGUGCGGCGGCAUGUUCGCGAGUAAGGAGAUCCUAGAUCGUCGCUGGUACGAUGACGACGCGCAGUUGCGGACCUGGGGGAAAAGCAUCAAGCCCAAGUGGCUGCCGGACGAGAUGACGCUCGAAGACCUGGUGAUGCUGCCGUUCGAGCUGGCCGACCAGCGAAUGGAGUACGACCACUAUCACUCGCUGUCUCUAGAGGGCCUCUACUACUUCGUCGUCAGCAGGAGCUCGCCCUGCAACGAGUACCUGUGCGAGCAGCUGGCGCGAGGAUUCUUCCGUCGCUGGGCGCUGCAUCCCUUCAUGGAGCUGAUCCACGACAGGCUGCCGCAGCUCUGCUGCGAGAUGAUCCUCGAGCAUCUGACCAAUCGCGAUCUGUGCAACGUGUGCUUGGCCGUGGCGGCCGAGAGCAGCCCCGUGACUCAGCCGCACGGCGAGCAGCGGGAGCCGCCACCACCACCGAGACAGGAGGAGGAGGCGCGCAGCAGCGAGCCACCAUCACCACCGGCGAGGAAGAGAAGGAGUAAAAAAUUGAAGACUUAGGAGAACGAAGCGAAUCGUUCGUUUUUACAGUCGGUAUACGGGAUCGACAAAGACUUAACUUUUUAUACGAACUGUAUUGAGAAAAAAGAAAAGCGACUCUGUACUAUAUAGACCUGUAUAUAGAAACGCAACACUUGUGAUAUGUCGAUAAAGCAUACUUGCCGAAUUUUCGUGUGUCCAAUGUUUAUGAAUUGUACCAAUUGUUCACGUCGUUCAAAUAA